This is a messenger RNA of Capronia coronata CBS 617.96, 1308 nucleotides long. RefSeq lists its product as uncharacterized. The transcript has 2 exons. The coding region runs from base 1 to 1308 and encodes 435 amino acids. Lineage: Eukaryota; Fungi; Ascomycota; Eurotiomycetes; Chaetothyriales; Herpotrichiellaceae. The record is from RefSeq and is a predicted model, not a curated record.
AUGAGAGGCAUGAAGCGGUCCACGAACCCCAAACUCCCCGACUACUGUGACAUUGAGCCGCGGCGCGAUGAUAGCGGCAAGACAGUAUGGCCCGCCCCAGAAGCGGCACUGGAAGGGGCCAGGGCGUUUAUAAAAGAGUGCGCAGCAAGUGGCCAGAAGACUUUAAUCGUCCCAGACAAAGACGCGGAUGGUCUUUCGUCAGGUGUCAUCCUCUACCGGACAUUGACCGCCUUAGGGCUUGAGCCGACCCUGAUAGACGUCCACUUGGUGCAAAAGGGAUCCAAUAUCCACGUCCAGUCCGAACGGGAAGCCAUGGCUGCCAAAGGUCCAGCUUACAUAUUCGUCUUGGACCAGGGCUCUGUCGCCGCACCACCAGUGGUAGACUCCCCGACCACCAAAUCCUUAAUCAUUGACCACCAUUUGAGCGAUCACUUUCCCGAGCGAGCCGAGGUGGUAUCCGCGUGCCAUUACCCUCCAGUAUCGACAAGCUCGUUGCUCACGUACGAGAUCUGCAAGACUGUGGCACCCGAGAUCGCCUCGUCCUGCGCUUAUCUCGCUUGUAUCGGCACCCAUGGAGAUCUGGGGAACACGCUGAAAUGGGCCCCGCCUUUUCCUGACAUGAAGGACACGUUCAAGAUCUACACGAAAAAGUCCAUCAAUGACGCCGUCUCGCUCAUCAACGCGCCUCGCCGAACAGCAAAGUACGAUGUCAUCACUGCAUGGACUGCGCUUCUCAACUCGACAGAUCCCAAGGAUUUGUUGACCAAUGGCCGGCUGCAGAGCGCUCGGGCCGAGAUCAAUACAGAAGUCGAACUCAACACUCACACGCCUCCCAAGUUCAGUGCAGACGGGCGAAUCGCCGUCCUUCGGAUUGACUCACCUGCGCAGGUCCACCCUGUGAUCGCGACUCGGUGGGCUGGCCACCUGAACUCCAAAGCUCUCGAGAUAGUCGUCUGUGCGAACUCGGGCUAUUUACCUGGCAUGGUCAAUUUCUCUUGCCGGAUCGCUCGCUGUGCCCGGACCAGAGACCCGCCUGUGAACAUAAUCGACAGUCUGAAGGCUGCUGCCGCUCUGUCCACGGAUGGACUGAAGGACAGGCUAGGAGAGAGCUUUGCGAGAGGCCACAAAGAGGCCAGCGGUGGCGUGGUGCCCGUCGAAGCGUUCGAAGAGCUGAUGCGACUCCUCAAGGUCGGCGAGAAGCCAAACAAGAAAGAAGGUGGCGAGGAAGAGCCUAGGGCGAAAAGACGCAAGACGGUCGACAAGAGCCCCCAGAAGAACACGAUUGGGAAUUACUUCCGGAAGACCUGA